AUGCUAAGAUCCAAUGUACAGCGAAACCCUCGUACGCGAAUCGUGCGUAUCGUGGCAGAACUCGAAGAAAUCCCAGUCAAGCUUGUGGAGGUGAUUCCACGCCAGAAUGUGGGCAAAACCGAGUACAUGGCCAAGUUUCCGCUCAGCCAGGGCAAAAUACCUGGCAUCGAGAUGCAGGGCUUGCGAUUGACGGAGACGAUUGCCAUCGUGACGUAUCUUUCCAAGUUCUCCAACAACGCGGCCCUUCUCGGAGACGGAUCUCGCGAGCAAGAGGCGAGCGUGCUGGCGCUGAUGAGCUGGGCCAACCAAGAGCUCCUGCCCACGCUGGCAUUAUGGUUCCUACCGCUCAUCCCUGGUUUCAUCGACCCACCGCCGUACAGCUACUCGACAGUGGAAUCAGGCAAGGCCAAGUCCCUGAUUUUAUUGACGAGGCUAGAGGAGUUCGUAGCAGGGAAGCAGUGGCUCAUCGGUGACCACCUGACAGCAGCGGAUAUUAUGCUUGCCAUUUACCUUUCCCGCGGUUUCGAGUGGGUUCUGGAUGCAAAGUGGAGAGAAGGCCAUCCGAACAUCAUGAAGCAUUUCCUGGCUGUCGUGGGACAGGACGCGGUCAAGAGAGUGGUUCCCGAGUUUGUGUUGAUCGAAACGGCGACGCCCAACGUGAAUCCGUACGAGCAGAAAUAA
Messenger RNA from Drechmeria coniospora, 681 nucleotides. RefSeq lists its product as uncharacterized. Gene Ontology annotation, biological process: translational elongation. Lineage: Eukaryota; Fungi; Ascomycota; Sordariomycetes; Hypocreales; Ophiocordycipitaceae. Gene Ontology annotation, cellular component: nucleus; cytoplasm. The coding region runs from base 1 to 681 and encodes 226 amino acids. The transcript has 4 exons. The record is from RefSeq and is a predicted model, not a curated record.